AUGACAUGGACCUGGACGGCCCCAGUCGGAGUGAAGCUCGUCCUCAUCCUCGCCGUUAUCGUCUGUCGCUUCUUUAGGCCACCGCACCCUCCCACCUUGUUGGAAAACAUCAUCCAUACCACCGUGUUCCUAGCUGCUUUCUGGACCUUUUGGGGCUCCAUUAUCGAAUAUCUCGUCGUCUCGAGCCUGAGUGUUACCCGUGUCGUGCUGCGUAUGGACUUGGUCCCCCAGUAUGGCAAUAUGUUCCUCGUCGUUGCAGCUUCGUGUUGGCUGCUUUACCGCUCUUUACAGACCAUGCGGAUACCUGUUGGGGACUUAAUCGAUAUCCUCAAAGUUGACGUUCCCGAAGCGCCCGAUGUCAAUGGCGUGAAUGUCGGCAAUUCUGGCCCUCAGGAUACCGCCAUUACCGUCACGGGUCUCAAGCCUGCGCAUUUUUAUAAUAUCCGCGUCAUUGCUGUUGGUUCAAAUAAUUUUCAGUCAGGCAGCUCUGUCAUUCGCCUUCGCACCUACGGAAAAGAUUCAAAGCCUCGACUCACCAAUGGAAGACUUCCACCCAGUUUUCUCGAUCAGGAACAGCAUCGCCGCAGGGAGGACGAACCGGACGGCGAUAACGAAUUGCCAAGGAGCCCUCUGCCUUCCAUCGAGGCCGCACCGGCAUUAGAUGGAUCCUCGAGUCGGGAUUCUGGCCCUCCCGUUACUAGUAAUCGUCGAAACACGGUGAGCAGGAGGCAUUCGCCGUCUGUUGCCAGCUUAGACCGGCCUACCCCCAAGGAUGCAGGUUCUGGAAGUACCGAAACCCAAGAAUCUUUGGCGGAGCUUAAUGAAAAAUUUCAGAGAAUACGAAAAGAGAUAUCGGAUACCGUCGCUCAGUACGAGCGAGAAGAAGGCGAAUUCAAGGUGCAAGAAGACCAACUCCGGAAGGAUCUCGAGCGGAAGCGACAGGUUCUCAAGGAGAAGGAAUCAAAUACCGAACAACUGCGUAAGCGCGUCAAUAUUACUGGAGAACAGAUGAGAGCGGCGGAAAAGGAACGAGCGAAGAAGGAGCAGUUAUUGAAAGACAAGCAAGCGAAGCUACAGAACACACGGGACCGCAUCGCCAAACUUGAAUCGGAGACGGAGAGCAUGCGAUCCAAACGCGACGGCUUCACCGUAAAGAAAGCCGAGCUGGACGAAUUCAAGAAAUCGCAACUCGCUGAUUUGGAGAAAGAUAACAGCGUUCUUCAAGAGGAAUGUUCAAGGCUUGAGGCUGAACUCAAGGAAAAGGGGAAAAUGCUAAAAGAACUAAAACUCGAGCGGCAGAAGCUUCCCGGUGGGGACGCGGAUGAGCGAUGGAGGGAGACGGACAUCCAAUUAAGAAGGGAAUGGGAGACUAGGCGCAAGAUGCUGGAGCAGCGCAUCUUGGCCGAAAUGCAGCGACGGCACGACUUGACCGCCAACGUACGCAUGCUGCACAACUUGAUUGAGCAGUAUAGAAGCCACCAGUCUACCCUCGCAAAUGCCUAUAUACAAGGCAAGCCGCCCGGCCUAGAUUUCGUCGACCCUUCUCAGCAUCCGUACGUGGACGAUUCGACUACUGCAGAUAGUUUCGGCCACGAUCAGUCGUUCAGUUCGGUGCGGGUCAGUAGUCUUACUGCUGGUGCGCCCUUGAGCCCUACUGCGACCUCCCUGAUCCCCGCAGGCAUCCUGGGUGACGAUGAUCUGCCGCCGAGCCCUUCGUCUGAGCACUUCCAGAGCCCGUUUGGACGCCCCAUGUCUGCAAAUCUCCUGGAGGCAGAUCCUCAGUCUCCUGCAUCCUCGAACCGGUCACUAAGCCUGAUGUCUAGCCCCCAAGGCUCGUCCCAGCACCUGCCGUUCCCACCAUUUCCUAGUGAGCCUGGAGACCGCCGAUCUGGCGCGCUCACGUCCUCGCCAACCGCGCCAGAUGUUCAACCCUCGCGCUUCACUAGCCUAUGGUCGCCGUUUCAACGUGCAAGGGGUGCGGGUAAAACUACGGAUGAGCUGGGCCCUCCUCUAGGCACGCUGAAACCUGGCCAAAGCAGGUCUUUUCCCCGGCAGAUCGAUGACUGGGAUGCCGCUAGCAAUAAACGAAAGACUGGCUUGGCGGGAAGUCUCUUCAACCGCAACUCCGUCCACAUUCUAGACGAUGAGGAUUUGCUCGAUCCCCAGGUUUCCCCAAGCCAGGUAGGCGUCAUUGGGAGCCGCCCACCGGCCUCGAGUUUAAUCGCUCAGCGAUUGAACCCCAAGGCACCUACUUUUAUGGCUGGGCUGUUCCGCAAGGAAGGCAAAGAGAAGGCCGAUGCGAAAGGGAAGCCCAAGGACAAAGGGAAGGAGAAGGAGAAGGACAAAGCAUCCAUUUCGGGUGCGUCUCAAAGCACCGACCAGAUCUCUCACUUGACUGCGGACGAUUCGCCUUCGGAUUCACGAAAAUCCAGGGACACCUUCUCCGUACAUACGCAAACUUCAGUUUCUGAGUCUCGCGAGUCCCUCAACCUGGACGGCACCUGGUCGAGCACUCCGUCAGAGCCAAGCAUGGGGCCCUCGUCUAGUCUCAAGGAACAAGACAACGUGGUUAAGAAACUAUUCCGAAAGGGUAGCUCGAGUAGGUUUAACCUCACCUCCCGUCUCGGUAAGGACUCCGCCUUGUUUAAGAAGGGGCCGGGAAGCACGGCAAACUCGGACAAGAAUAUUCCCGCAGAUAGGUCUAGUGUCGGUGACAUCGAUGACAUCGGCGAUGAUGGCGCGAUGCUCGGUCGAAGUCUCGAUAGCGUGACGAGCAGCCCAUCCCUUGGCCCGGCUAAGUCCCGAGAGCGAGAGAAGGAGGGGAGAAUGAACACUUGGAGGUUUUCCAUGAAGAAGAAGGGUAAAGAUGCCAAGGAGAGUCUAGAUCUAGACCGUAAAGGGUCACUUAGUCUCGAUUCGGAAGUAGCUCUUUCCGAUGAGAAGAAAUAA
This is a messenger RNA of Parascedosporium putredinis, 2949 nucleotides long. NCBI's taxonomy places the organism in Eukaryota, Fungi, Ascomycota, Sordariomycetes, Microascales, Microascaceae. The record is from the annotation of a GenBank genome assembly.